AUGGCUCCUUCCAGAUCUUUCCUCCCUCUGCUCCUCUCCGCUUCCACUCUCUUAGUCUCCGCUCAGACUACCACCACAACAUCAAGCACUACACACUAUACUGCCAAUUCGGCGUUGAAGCUGGCAAAGUCGUAUGUGGGGGAUGACUUUUUGAAUGACUUUGACUACUUUACGGAUGAUGAUCCCACCUCUGGUACCGUCAACUAUGUCUCAAAAUCGAGCGGUCAAUCAGCAGGCCUCAUCGACGUUCAAAGCGAUAGCACCUUCAUCAUGCGCGCCGAUUCCGACUCGGUAGCCACUGGCCGUGGAAGAGACAGUGUGAGGAUCAGUAGUAAAGACUACUUUGCUGAUGGUGUUUACAUCCUCGAUUUGAACCAUAUGCCCGUCGGCUGUGGCACCUGGCCCGCCUUCUGGACUGUGACCAAGAACGGCUGGCCUGUGGGAGGUGAAAUCGAUAUCCUAGAAGGCGCCAACGGUCUCCCCACUGUCAACACCGUCGCUUUGCAUACUUCCGACACGUGUACGAUUGAAGGAGGGUCGUAUAUGAAUGGACAAGUGGGAGAGACGGCUUGCAGCGCGUAUGUCAGUGGAAAUACGGGGUGUGGAGUCAAUAUGGACGGCGGCGAGGGCGCGACGAAUGGGACGUAUGGCAGUGGGGUCAACAGUGAAGGAGGAGGAUGGUAUGCUAUGUGGAGAGAUCUUGAAAACUCUGGAUCCAUCAACGUUUGGUUCUGGCCCAGGGGAUCCGCUACCGUCCCAGACGACGUCAAGAACGUCGACACCGCAACCACCAACUUGGCCGGCUGGGGCACUCCCAACGCCAACUUUUCCAUCCCCACCUGUACCUCCGACUUCAACAAGCACGUUAUCGUCUUUGACCUGACUUUCUGCGGCGACUACGCCGGCGCAACCUACACUUCCGCCGGCUGCCCCGGUACUUGCUCCACUUUCGUCACCAACACCCCCUCCGCCUUCACCGAAGCCUACUGGUCCCUCAACUCUCUCCGGGUCUACACCGCCUCCGGCAAAUCCGUCUCUUCCUCCUCCUCCCUCUCUAGCGGUGCUAUCGCCGGUAUCGUCGUCGGCUCUGUCGUGGGCGUGGCGUUGAUCGUAUUCGCAAUCUUGUGGUGGAGGCGAUCGCAGAGGAAAAAGAGGUUGGGUAUGGGCAAGAAGAGCCUUUACGCCGGAAGUAAUGACCGGAUACUAUUCGGCAUUCCCACCGUGUCCAAGCAGUCUUAUAAAGACAUUGCUGCCCGCAAACCGCGUACGGGUCCCACGAAGCUCGCCCCCGGCAUGCGGGCGCACGACUAUCUCGAAGGUGAGACCCCAGUCGGCAUGACGCCUUCGAAAAGCAAGCCUUACGGCGGCGGAGGUCGAAGCACGGCGAGGGAAGGAGGGAGCAGCAAGUCGAGCCCGGCGAGCUCGGAUGUCAAGUUGAAUGUGUUGGAGAGUAAGCCUGGGCUGCCUCCUUCUGGUGGACGAGGUUGGGUUGGAUAG
This is a messenger RNA of Cryptococcus wingfieldii CBS 7118, 1497 nucleotides long. RefSeq lists its product as hypothetical. Gene Ontology annotation, biological process: glucan catabolic process. The coding region runs from base 1 to 1497 and encodes 498 amino acids. The transcript has 8 exons. The record is from RefSeq and is a predicted model, not a curated record. Lineage: Eukaryota; Fungi; Basidiomycota; Tremellomycetes; Tremellales; Cryptococcaceae. Gene Ontology annotation, molecular function: hydrolase activity, hydrolyzing O-glycosyl compounds.